ACCCCAUGGCACCCCAUAAAUCCCCCAUAGGUGCAAUACAGCAGCUGGGGCUUCGUGGAGAAGAACCGCGACCACCGUUUAUGAGGAGCUGCUGGACGUCGUCAGGGCCAGCGGGGACCCCACCAUCGCCUCCCUCUUCCGGGUCGACGAAUCGACCAAUCAGACGCAGCCUUACAAAAUCCGCUCCGCCCGCCCCGCCAAUCAGAACGCCCGACAGGGAGAACCGCAAGACGGUGGGCCAGCAGUUUCGGGGUUCCCUGCGGCUGCUGAUGGAAACCCUGAACUCCACCACGCCGCACUACGUGCGCUGCCUCAAACCCAACGAGCAGCGCCAGCCCUUCCGGUUCGACCCCAAAAGGGCCGUGCAGCAACUGAGGGCCUGUGGGGUUUUGGAGACGGUUCGCAUCAGCGCUGCGGGGUUUCCUUCCAGAUGCUCCUAUCAGGACUUCCUGAAUCGUUAUCGAGUCUUAAUUAAGAAGCGCGACCCCGUUAAGAAGGACCCCAAAUUAAUCUGCCAGGACCUGUUGCAGGACCUCAUUAAGGACCCGGCGCACUUCCGGUUAGGCCGCACCAAACUCUUCUUCCGGUCCUCCCAAGUCGCCUAUUUAGAGAAGCUGCGGGCGGAGCGGCUCCUGGCGGCCGCCAUUUUGAUUCAGGCGACGUACAGGGGGUGGUUGCAGAGGCGGGACUUCCGGCGGAAGCGGCUGGCGGCCGCCAUCUUGCAACGUCACAUCCGGGGCUUUUUGGCGCGCAGGCGCUACCAGAAGCUGCGGGCGGCCGCCAUUAAGAUCCAGGCCUUCGUUAGGGGCGCCUUAAUUAGGAGCAAUUACCAACAGGCCCGGGCCGAGCGCAGCGCCGUCACCAUUCAACGUCACUUCCGGGGUUUUGCGGCCCGUUUCCGGUACCGGCGCCUCCGCGCUGCCGCCAUUACGUUGCAAUGCUUCUACCGGCGGCGGGCGGCGCGGCGGCGCCUGGAGGAGCUGCGAUCCCAGCGGGGAUCGAAGGGCGGCGCCGAGCGGCUGGGAGCCGGCAUGGAGCAGAAGGUGGUGCAGCUGCAGCGCAGGAUCCACCAGCAGGAGCGAUCCCAUAAAGCCCUACAGGACGAGGUGGCCGGGCUGCAGAAGGAACUUCGGGAUCGGGAACGGGAUGAAGAGCGGCGCCUCAAAACCCUACAAGAGGAAAUGGGGCGCCUGCGCAAGGUGUGGGGGGCUGCGACCCCAUAAGGACCCCAUAAGAAAUCCUAUAGGGAGCGGCGACCCCAUAAAGCCAGCCUUGACCCUAUAAAGCCAACCGCGACCCUAUAAACCCAUCCAACCCAUCCCUGACCCCAUAAACCCAACCUUGACCCCAUAAACCCAACCUUGGC
Messenger RNA from Tympanuchus pallidicinctus (lesser prairie-chicken), 1366 nucleotides. RefSeq names its product unconventional myosin-Vb-like. Gene Ontology annotation, biological process: actin filament organization; vesicle transport along actin filament. The record is from RefSeq and is a predicted model, not a curated record. Lineage: Eukaryota; Metazoa; Chordata; Aves; Galliformes; Phasianidae. Gene Ontology annotation, molecular function: actin filament binding; microfilament motor activity; ATP binding. Gene Ontology annotation, cellular component: vesicle; cytoplasm; actin cytoskeleton. The transcript has 10 exons. The coding region runs from base 6 to 1223 and encodes 405 amino acids.